Molecule: messenger RNA, 1186 nt
Organism: Asterias rubens (European starfish)
Lineage: Eukaryota; Metazoa; Echinodermata; Asteroidea; Forcipulatida; Asteriidae
Product: 2-aminoethanethiol dioxygenase-like
Exons: 1
Coding region: 23-784 (253 amino acids)
Cellular component (GO): mitochondrion
Molecular function (GO): oxidoreductase activity, acting on single donors with incorporation of molecular oxygen, incorporation of two atoms of oxygen
Source: RefSeq, a predicted model, not a curated record
CGUGACUGCCGACAACACCAACAUGGCGAACCUCCAACCGAUCCAAAAAGUGGCCAAGCUUGCCUUAGAAACUUUCAAAUACGUCAAUAAAGGAGACAAACAUGUAUUCCUGGACAAACUGGAGUCUCUGUGUGCCAGUGUGAAUCGAAUCCGUGCUGCUGAUGUCGGCGUAGACCUUACCGCAAAUGCCUUGCCACCGGUACCGGCCACCGCUCCGGUCGGCUACAUGUUCAUAGCGGAGAACAGCGCCGUGUCCAUGGGUGUUUUUGUGGUUGAGCGCGGCUGUCGACUUCCCCUUCAUGACCACAAUGGAAUGCAUGGUGUUAUCAAAGUAUUAUCCGGCACAAUCCGGAUGCACUCGUAUGAUCUCUUAACUGAAGAUGAGGUGAACAGCAUCAAAAUCCCUGAUUCAUUGGCUCAUCCCAAUUCUGAAUCUGAUGAAGAACUAAUGAGAAACCUCAUCCCAGUUCGAAAAAAAGCAGAAGCUAAGAUAAUAACGCCAGAGAGUAAACCCUGCGUUUUAAGUCCGAUGGAGUCAAACGUGCACUCGCUUGAGUCAAUUGAUGGUCCCGCAGCUUUCUUGGAUGUUCUCUCACCACCCUAUGAUCCAGACACCGGGCGAGAUUGCGUUUACUACACAGAAACACCCUUCUCCUCAUCGAACUUGAAAUUGAAGGAAACUCCUGUCGACCUGCGUUGGUUGCUGAGGAUUCCGCAGCCAUCUAGUUUCUGGUGUCACCAGCAGUCGUAUCUCGGACCACCUGUCAAUUUGGGACAGUUAUAACAAUCACAUGCACGAGAAAUUAUAUUAUACCAAAUUUUCAACAUAUUAAGCCCUAGACCCAGUAACUGGGGCCCUGUACUCCUCUUUUCGAAAUUUUGUCAAUAUCGGUUGUCCUAGCACGACCGAUAUUAAUGACAAAAUUUCAAAAAAAGGAGUACAGCACCCCAGUUACUAGGUCUAACAUAGCCCCAAAUACUUUAUUUAGUUGAGAGAGUUAACACCAACGACAAAGACAGACCUUAACACUGUACAGCUGUUGUCUAUUUACAUGGAAAACAACCUGAUGAACCUUUGUUACUUAUAAAUCAUGUCAAUUAAAAUAAUCCAGGUCUGAAAUUUCAUCUUUAAGAGGGCAAAGCAAAGCUAUUUGCGGAAAAGUUUCCGUAUGGCGCCACCACUUUU